This is a messenger RNA of Daldinia decipiens, 1764 nucleotides long. RefSeq names its product putative C6 transcription factor. The transcript is spliced from 6 exons. Lineage: Eukaryota; Fungi; Ascomycota; Sordariomycetes; Xylariales; Hypoxylaceae. Gene Ontology annotation, biological process: regulation of DNA-templated transcription. Gene Ontology annotation, molecular function: transcription cis-regulatory region binding; DNA-binding transcription factor activity, RNA polymerase II-specific; zinc ion binding. Gene Ontology annotation, cellular component: nucleus. The record is from RefSeq and is a predicted model, not a curated record. Bases 1 to 1764 code for a protein of 587 amino acids.
AUGGAAAGGAGAGGUCCAACCUACUCAGUUCCUUAUGGCCAGGCCUGCAUGCAAUGUUUUAAGUCUAAGUGCAAAUGUGUCUCUCGGCCUGGCGGGGAUGGCUGCAAGAGAUGUUAUCGACUUAAUAAGCAGUGUCACUCCUCAGACUCAAUUCGCAGACGAAAUACACAAAGAAACCAUGAUUCUGCGGCCAGGAUUCCUCAGCUGGAAGGGAAACUAGAAGGGCUCGUAUCGCUCCUUCAAUCCAUCACUAAGUCCCCUGAUUCGUCCGAUGCCCUGCACAAGCUUCUGAAUGAGGGGGUAGUUAAUAGCUACGAGCAACAACAGAAUCUUAAUACUCCUAGUUUAACCCCUAGUAAUGUCGUUGGGUAUAACCCCGUUCCUAGUGAUAAUGAUGGUUCGAUUAUUCCACCCCUGAGUUCAUCAUGUCAACCAGAGAUCAAUGCCCCGUCCAGUACUCACACGUUUGCCUACGAGCCGCCUGCUAACGAAGUCGACGCUUAUUUUACCGUCUUUCGUUCCCAGUUACAGAAACACUUUGCAUUUGUCUAUAUCUCCCCUGAUAUAACAGCACAGCAGCUACGCCAAACUCGGCCAUUCCUGUUCCUCUUGACCCAAAAUGCACUGGUUAAGAAUCAAUCAAAUCUCGACUUGCUGCUAGGUCUGUUUACAUACGUAGCUUAUAGCUUCGAUCCGUUUCUUAAUAGGCAAGGCACAUUAUCUCGUCUGAUGAUGAUAGCAUUAUCUCUUGCAGGUGACCUUCAUCUCAACGAACCCCUACCUGAAGACGUUCAUAUGAUAGGCCCUCUUACACCUGGGUUUUCCAAUGGUUGUGGGUACCUGGUCGAGGACGCGUUAGAGGGGCAGCGAGCCGUGCUAGGGUGCUUUGUCCUGAGCUCCAUAAUAUCGUCUUAUUAUGCCCAGAUGGAUGCGAUGAGGUGGACGCCGCAAAUGGAAGAGGCGCUCAGUCUAAUGGGAUUUAAUAAGGAAUGUCCAACCGAUGAAGCAAUUGCAUUCCAAGUUCGUUUACAAAUCUUUGUGCAAAGAGCGCAAUGCCCCUCCCGGGUUCAUAUUUACUACAAGGCAUUACAUGGGAAAUUACAAGAACUUAAGGGGUUCUUGGCCCCUGAAGUACAGAACCGAUGUAAGAUGGGAAUCAUUUUAAGACAUCAAAUCGUUACUAAUAUAAUAUCAGAAAUCCUUAUCGCGCAAAUUCAUUAUACUGAACUCUGCAUAAAUGAAACAAUUCACACACCGAAUUCGCAGCUGCCGCUAAUGGGGGCUGGUAGCAAUACAAUUGGGUUGGAACGCCUAGUGUGCCUAUGGCGGUCCGUAAACGCUAUCAAGUCAUGGUUAGACAUAUUUUUUACUCUAUCACCUUCUGAAUUGCGAGGCCUCUCAUUUCUUUUCUGGGCACAAAUGGCACGCUGCGUUGUAGUUCUCUAUCGAUUAUCAACUAUUGAAGAUUCAGCCUGGGACUGUAAGGCCGUGCGGGACCACGUAGAUUUGGAGCUAGCUGGCAGAGAAACGGGACAGCACCUUGAUGGCAACAUCUUCGUACAGCUUGCGAAAUUACUUCAGAAGUUUCGUUCAUGGGUUAUUACCAAGAUCAUGUUAGAUGAUACUGGAGACGCACAAGUCUGGGCAUAUACUGAUGCUGCAAUCAGUGGCAGUAGCGUAGCCCAAGUUCAAGGUGAAGCUGAACGGCUCGUGGGACUUGGGGACGAGAACUGGUGGGAUGAAUUCUUCGUCGGGUUCAAGUAA